Patiria miniata (bat star) is the source of this 3079-nucleotide messenger RNA. RefSeq lists its product as uncharacterized. The record is from RefSeq and is a predicted model, not a curated record. Gene Ontology annotation, cellular component: cytoplasm. The transcript is spliced from 8 exons. Gene Ontology annotation, molecular function: ATP binding; protein kinase activity. The coding region runs from base 176 to 3019 and encodes 947 amino acids. Gene Ontology annotation, biological process: protein phosphorylation; signal transduction. Lineage: Eukaryota; Metazoa; Echinodermata; Asteroidea; Valvatida; Asterinidae.
UGUUACCAGCAGCCAAAAUGUAUCGGUUACUAUAUGCGCAAAAUCAACAAAUCAGAUUAUGCUCUGUUCUCAUUGAGAAAACACGCUUCGGAUAUUUUUCUCUAGUGCUGAAAAAAAUACAGUUAUUUCAGAAAGUAAUUUAAAUAGCUUCCAGCUUUCAUCGAAAACGUCGAAGAUGUUUCGAUUUGCUACGAAGUUCGCAUCGGCUAAAUUCCGAUUACUAAGCGGUCGCAGAGUUGCGCCGCCUCCCCCACUCUCCCAAGUACGCCAUCCAUGCCUGUCCUCCAACCUUCAAAGCGUCCAUAUGGAGAAUGACCCUCAGUUGUCCCCGUCUGCCUCCCCUGACGGGCUUGGUGGAGCCAUGGACUGGACUGGACAGACGAUGGCAAUGAAACACGUGCCACUUGACCUGGAUGGUCGUGGAGAUAGUGUCCCCUCGGAGGGACAGAAGGAAGCCUUCAGCAAUAAGUUCAUAAAAAGGCUACGUAGAGGUCCCAAAGUAGCGCCACUUCCUCCUCAAGAGAUGAACAACGGACAAGAGUCAACUCAUGGAUCUCGAGAAGGUCCCUCGAUCCUCAUAGGACACGAGGAGACUGAAAGGCUAAUAAGAUCAAGGGACAUGGAUGUUACACCGGCUGAACAAACCGACAAGCAGCCGCCGGAAAGGAAGGCUAAGAAAUUAUCAAUCAGGGGUCGGAUUGGAAGAAUAUUGGGAAUAUUCCACCGCCAAAAAGUGGUACCUUUGAAUGUGAUUCCUACGAGGGGACAUCCAACCUCAGCUCCUGAGGGAAGCGGCUUGCCAAACAGGAAAUUACAAGAUGGCUGCCAAGCGCAAGACGUCAAGACACAUUCAGAGGAUAAACACAAAGAUGGGGAUGCAUUCGACCCUCAUCAAGAUUGUCACACAAACUACGUGGAGUUUGAGACUUCAUCAAGGUUAUCUUCAACAGACGAAGUCACCACAGAGACAACAGUUCUUCCUUCUUCGAGCGCUACACUCAAGAAAGAGCAGAUUGACGGAGGGGAUGCAAAAAUCAUAGAAAAUGAAUAUCAAGGUGACCUUGGAAGUACCACCCGACUGUGUCCUUGUGAGAAGUUGCAGAACGAGGAACCAGGAUGCAGUCCAGGACAUGUUAGUGUGGCAUCCGGGGAGCUCUUGGGAGCAUCUGACAACCGGGAGACAUCUUUAGAUCAGACCUCGUUGAUCAGAUGCAGAAGUUCAACUACCACCAGUCCUUGCCACGAUAAACAGGGAAACAACCCCGAUGAAACUCGUGCUAGGGCCGGCGUAUCUUCAUCAGUCAAGGGAGAGUUUUCUCAGACAGUUAUCCAAGGAGAACCUGUAAAACCAGCAGAAGGAGGUCGGAAAUUGACGGCUUCUUCCCUUGGCAAAACAAACAUCAGGAGCUUCAGGCUCACUGGAAAGAAUCUCGUCAUAGGAACAUCACCGUGUGUGGUGAAGGACUCAAGGAAACCAAGUCAGGGACCAUCUUCGCUGAUUUCGCCUCAAGUCGCAACGAACAAAACUGUUCCGGGUCACAGGACCAUUUUGGACGUCAAACCAGACGCUUUGGCAGACGAGAUGCGAACGAUGUCACCAAGUGCAAAACAGCGCCGAGUCCAGGAGAUUACCGUCCACAUUAAGAGAAGGGUGGAUCUGCAAACUCUCAGAGACUUGACUAAUGACACCCUGCCGUAUACAAGUAACGAGGGAAAGGAAAUAGAAGAAAAUGCGAGGAGAGCAGAGACACUGCUAAGCCAGUUGAAGACAGUGAUGGCAAAGGCCGAUAAAAGGGAACCGACGGGUAGCAGCAGUUCACACCACAGUCAGCAGCAUCUUCCUGUGAAAGCCCAAAGUCACAGGAGCAACUCGAAUAACCUUAGUCGACACUGUGUGCAGAAUUGUACUUCAAGUAAGACAAACCGCGUGUCAGGAGCGACUUCCUCAUCUGUGCAUCAAGCAGCUUUGCUAUCAAACCCAAAUAUUGCCACUGUAAAGAAUACAGUUCCCCAACAGCGAAACCUUACAAAGCCAUCAAAAUCAAAGGUAGCACCCCUCUGCCCAGCGAUUCGCAAAAGGACAUUUCGGAAGUCAACGGCAGUUCAGAAGCAAGGAUCUCCAGCCAAGCCAACAUCUAAGGAUCUACAAAAACUGGGCCUACCAAUAAUCGACGAAAGGGACCUGGAACCUGUUCAGACUAGAAAAGGAACUGCCAUCAAACUUGGCUCCGGGGAUUAUGGAGAAGUCUUCCUCAUGAGAUCCCGCGUGGAUGGCACGCUCAUGGCCGUCAAACGACUCACAGACAUACCAGGAAGCAACCAAAAAGACAAACGAACCGCUGAAAUGUUGCAGGAGCUACGUGCCAUGGAGGCAGUGAAAUCUUGCAGAGUCUUCCCAAAUUUCCUGGGAGUACUUGACCUGUAUUCCUUCGCUCAAGAGUUCGUUGGGAAUGCCCGGACAAUGAUCUCUUUGAGUGCCUUCAAACUGUUGUACAAGAGUCCCCGAGGUCCACACUUGCUGCCGCUGGAUUGGGUGAGGAUCUGCAUUGACGUUACUGAAGGACUCGAGAUGCUCCACGGCGCAGGCUGGACGCAUAACGACCUGCAUAUUAGUAACAUUUUGGUCUGGCGAGAUCCUAGAAAAGUAACUGCAACCUGGGAGGCGAAGAUAAUAGAUUUGGGGAAAGCCUCGCCAAUCAAGAACCCACCGCCACCUAAGAUCUUGACCUUCAUGCAGAUGAUGUUCGCCUUCAAGAACUGCACCCAGAUGGCUCCAGAAAUAGUGGAGGGCAGGAGUAGAUACAACGUGAAGUCAGACGUCUACAGUCUUGGGAUUGCUUUACAAGACAUUGGCAAAGACAACCGACUCCUGUCUAGUUUCAAGACGAUAGGAGAUAGAUGUGUGGUCGAGGAACCAGACCAGAGACCAGAGCUGAAGAUAAUCUUGAAGGAACUGAAUCAGCUGUGUAAUAAGUUCAUUAGCCCAAGGCGUGCUGGUAAAACCAAAGGCACGCGGUAAACUGAAUAGAUUAUAGCUUCGCGUAAUAAAAGGAAAAUAUUCGUCAGGACAACAAAAACA